This is a messenger RNA of Oncorhynchus kisutch (coho salmon), 4465 nucleotides long. RefSeq names its product protein phosphatase 4, regulatory subunit 3B (gene ppp4r3b). Gene Ontology annotation, biological process: DNA damage response; protein dephosphorylation. The record is from RefSeq and is a predicted model, not a curated record. The transcript has 15 exons. NCBI's taxonomy places the organism in Eukaryota, Metazoa, Chordata, Actinopteri, Salmoniformes, Salmonidae. Bases 323 to 2824 code for a protein of 833 amino acids. Gene Ontology annotation, cellular component: nucleoplasm; protein phosphatase 4 complex. Gene Ontology annotation, molecular function: protein phosphatase activator activity.
ACGUAGGGGAAGAAAAAGAUCGGAUUACAAGAUGGCGGUCUGUGGACGAUAGUGAAGAGGCCGUCGUAGUUGUUUUCAACGGUGAAUUUUACAGUUCGAUAGAUAUCCUGCUUUCUGCGGGUAAAAAAAACAAUCAACCGCGUAAUAUGUUCAUUAAAUAGCACAUUAUUGUAAAUCAUACUCAGAUGUAUGUCUGGGACAUGCGGGUAGAAACACGUUUGAAGCUCGGGGAUAAGAACAUAGCUAGACAACUAUUUUAAAGAUAGGGUGAACUAACGUUAGUGUUGGCUUGCUAACGCGUUAGUUUUUCCUCAAGGUAACUAUGUCGGAUACUCGGCGGCGUGUGAAAGUAUACACGCUGAAUGAAGACCGACAGUGGGACGACAGGGGCACAGGACAUGUCUCGUCUACCUUUGUCGAACGACUAAAGGGAAUAUCAUUAUUAGUUCGGGCCGAAUCCGACGGCUCACUUCUUCUGGAGUCUAAAAUCAGCCCAAAUACUGCAUAUCAAAAACAACAAGAUACUCUGAUCGUGUGGUCUGAAGCAGAGAACUAUGAUCUGGCUCUGAGUUUUCAGGAAAAAGCUGGCUGUGAUGAAAUCUGGGAAAAGAUUUGUCAGGUGCAGGGAAAAGACCCUGCGCUGGAGAUCACCCAGGACCCCAUCGAUGAGUCUGAGGAGGAGCGCUUCGAGGAGAUGCCAGAGACCAGCCACCUGGUGGAGCUGCCUCCAUGCGAGCUGGCCCGGCUGGAGGAGAUCGCUGACCUUGUGACUUCUGUCCUGUCCUCGCCCAUCCGCCGGGAGAAACUGGCCCUAGCCCUUAUGAGCGAAGGUUACAUGAAGAAGCUACUGCAGCUCUUCCAGGUGUGUGAAGACCUGGACAACCGUGAGGGCCUACAUCAUCUGUAUGAGAUUGUGCGUGGCGUGCUUUUUCUCAACAAGGCGGCUCUGUUCGAGGUCAUGUUCUCAGACGACUGCAUCAUGGACGUGGUGGGCUGCCUGGAGUACGACCCGGCGCUGGUGCAGCCCAAAAGGCACCGCGAGUUCCUCACCAAGACGGCCAAGUUCAAGGAGGUGAUCCCCAUCACGGACUCAGAGCUGCGGCAGAAGAUCCACCAGACAUACCGUGUGCAGUACAUCCAGGACAUCAUCCUUCCCACUCCUUCUGUCUUCGAAGAGAACUUCCUUUCCACCCUCACAUCCUUCAUUUUCUUCAACAAGGUGGAGAUAGUCAGCAUGCUGCAGGAGGAUGAGAAGUUCCUCACUGAAGUCUUCGCACAGCUAACGGAUGAAGCCACAGAGGACAGUAAAAGGAGGGAACUAGUGAACUUCUUCAAAGAAUUUUGUGCUUUUUCACAAACCUUGCAACCGCAAAAUAGAGAUGCUUUCUUCAAGACUCUGGCGAAUCUAGGCAUUCUUCCUGCUCUUGAAAUAGUCAUGGGGAUGGACGACCUGCAAGUGAGGGCUGCAGCCACAGACAUAUUCUCAUACCUGGUGGAGUUCAGCCCCUCCAUGGUACGAGAGUUUGUUAUGCAGGAGCCACAGCAAACUGAUGAUGAUGUGCUGCUGAUCAACGUGGUUAUAAAGCAGAUGAUCUGUGACUCGGACCCUGAGCUGGGGGGUGCUGUGCAGCUGAUGGGGCUCCUACGUACACUGAUUGACCCAGAGAACAUGCUGACGCCCACCAAUAAAACGGAGAAGACGGAGUUCCUCAGCUUCUUCUACAAGUACUGCAUGCAGGUCCUAACAGCCCCUCUAUUGGCCAACACUGUAGACGAGAAGAAGUCCAAAGCUCUGCAAGAGGGGUCCACCAAGAUCAACCCAGUGUGUCCUGAUAAUUUCCAGACAGCUCAACUCCUGGCUUUGAUUCUGGAGCUGCUGACAUUCUGUGUUGAGCACCACACGUACCACAUAAAGACAUACAUCAUGAACAAGGACCUGCUACGACGAAUCCUGGUGCUAAUGAACUCUAAACACACCUUCCUGGCACUGUGUGCUCUGCGCUUCAUGAGGAGGAUAAUCGGGCAGAAGGAUGAGUACUACAACCGCUAUAUUAUCAAAGGGAACCUGUUUGAGCCAGUCAUCAACACUCUGCUGGACAAUGGCACUAGAUACAACCUCCUAAACUCAGCCAUCAUCGAACUCUUUGAGUUCAUCAAAGUUGAGGAUGUUAAGUCCCUGAUAGCACACAUCAUAGACAACUACUACAAAGCACUUGAAUCCAUUGAAUACGUCCAGACGUUCAAGGGCCUAAAGGGCAGAUAUGAGCAGGAGAAGGACCGACAGACCCUGAGACUCAACAGAUAUCGUAGGGAUGCCCGAACGCUGGACGAGGAUGAGGAAAUGUGGUUCCAUGAAGAUGAGGAUGAUGACGAAGGAGAGGCUGUUGAGAAAAGUAGGCCAGAGGAAGAGUUCCCAGAGAGCUACGGAAAGUAUAUGGAAGCAAAAAAAGGUAAGUGCCGCCACUCUGCUCAGUGUGUUCAAACCCACAACUUGUGGAAUGGUAUGUUCACUAUGUAUUUCCGUCUCUUUACAGUUAAAGAGAGUGACGACAAAGAGAACUUCCCAACGCAGACCCCAACUGGCAGCUUUAAGUUUACCUUCUCUCAUUCUGCAGGGGCUGCCAACGGUGCCAACGGCAAGCCAGCUGCCUCACACGCCGCCUCAGCCAGUCCCAACGGCUCCCCAGCCAAGUCGGACGCCACACCCGGCACCCUGGUAGUCAAGACUGCGAUGGUCGGCCUUGUAGACUACCCUGACGACGAAGACGAGGAGGAAGAAGACGAAGAGCAGUCGCCACGGAAACGUCCCCGUCUGGGCUCCUAAGCCAGUGAAAUCGUCUGGUCUUGGUCAGCUGUGCCACAGUCCACUGGACAGAGACCACUCCCACCUUCCUACCCUGCCCCCCUGCUCCUACGUCCCCAUAUCUGGCCUGUGGACCAGAGAGGUUGAACAGUGCCAUGGUUUCCCUGUUGGUCCAGCAGGGGCGCUGCACUUCAUCCAAACCUCAGUCGCUCUACAGAAGGGGGAGCAGGUGCUAAUGGGAGAGCCAGUCAGGCUAGCAGGACUAGCCGCUUAGUAAUGGAAGCUUGAUUGGCUGACCCUACAGAACUGUUCCUUUGGGUUGGGUGGAGGGAACUAGGCAAAAAGAGGGGAUAAGUAACAAAAAAAAACGAACCUACAGAAAACAAAAGUUUCUUAGUUCUGAGGAGCAGGACUCAACUGUCGAAGCUGGGGCUGCAUUGCCGAGGCUCACACACAACUAGUCAGGAAUCCAGUAUUCAUGAGUUUAAAAGUACUGUACAGUUUUUUUUUUUUUUUUCAUCAUAUGCCCCUUAAGUGAUUUUAAAAAGGGGAGAGCUAUACCUGCCAGUGUAUUUUUUUUAUCUUUUUGCUGCACAAAUGGUGGGACCACUGUUCACCCUUAAUUAAAUUCAUUGUAGAAAGCAAGAGUUGCAAUUCUGGUAUUAAACUGCAGUAAAGUCAUUUUUGCAGCCCACUGAGAAUGUCUGAAGUUUGUGUAUUCAGUGGCUUUGACUCACUGGCUCCAGAUGUCUUUGUUCAGAGAAGUCUAUUUUCCAGCAGGUAUGUAUCUUGUUUUAAAAGAACAGAAACUCUUCUCAGUGAUACAUACUACCGGUGAUCCAGUUCAGUACUCCUGAUGGGUUGAGAUUGUUGCUAGCACACUUCCUGUGGGUCAGAACAUAUUUCAAUCCAAAAUUGCAGCAGUGGUGGCUAGACCAGCUACUGCCAUUUUAUAUAGACCAGGGAUGCCCCCUCAUCCCCAUGUUUGUUGUUGGACAGUGUGGGUCUCAAUUUACUGUUGGGUUAGAAUAGUAGAAUACACUAGGUGCAAUUUUGUUGCAUCAGUAGUUUCUCUUCUGACAGUCACUCAAUUAGCAAAUUAGUCUAGGCCAGCUAUCUAAACUUGUGGUCAUGGUUGAAUUACCUACCGGGUGCCCCAUUUAAUAUAUCUGAUGAUCAACUGCAAACGCAUCCACCCUUUUGCAAAAUGUGUAGAAUAGCAUGAAACUAAAACUUCAAAUUCUCUGUCAAGAUGGGGGCUGCUAAAUUGUUUUGCUCGCAAGGUGGGUGUAACAAUUUAGCUUCGGCACCCAAAGGACCAGGGCCUACUCUGACUGCAUCUGUGGGUAUGGAUGUGUGUAAGCAGACCUGCGAGCCGUUGCGGCCCUGCUUGUGUUCAGAUUUUGGGUGGUCCCUACCCAUCUAUUGCCUAUCCCUGAUAGAUGUAGUUUGAGAUGUCAGGAAGAGGUGGAAAGCAUUUGUCGAAGUACGUACAGCAUCUGUGAAUGCCCAAAUGUAACCAACAAAUAGGUUUGUUUUCUCCCUGAAAAAUGUGUACAAAGUGCAUUUACUACCACUAUCUCCAUUCUAAAAUUUUGUAUACAGUUGAUACGUUUUCAGAUUAAAUGUGACCCUGGCAUUAAAGUUGUGGAUCUAGCUUUA